UCCAAUGGCAUGAUUUUUCGUGGGCUCCACCUUCUCUCCCCGCAAGAUAUAGCCUUUAGGAAACAAGUAGUUUCUGGGGAGGCAAAAAAGAGCCAAUGGGUGUCUCCUCUUUAUCUCUCUCCUUCCUUCUAUUGGUUUCCUCACUAAUCAAUCUCAAUGCUGAUCAAGAUUCUGAUAGAAUCUCAAGCCUCCCAGGCCAACCCCCAGUUGAGUUCGCUCAAUACUCAGGUUACGUGACUGUGAAUUCAACUGCUGGCAGAGCUCUAUUCUACUGGUUAAUCGAAACUCCGAAGAACUCUGAAACUGCGCCUUUGGUUCUCUGGCUCAAUGGUGGCCCUGGAUGUUCUUCGGUCGCUUAUGGUGCUUCUGAGGAGCUUGGCCCUUUCAGAAUUCAUCCUGAUGGAAAAACCCUGUUCUUGAACAAGUACGCUUGGAAUAGAGUUGCUAACAUACUAUUCCUGGAUUCGCCUGCGGGAGUUGGAUUCUCGUAUUCCAAUACGUCUAAGGAUCUUUACACCGCUGGUGAUGCCCGUACAGCUAAAGAUUCUUAUACGUUUCUGGUGAAUUGGCUCGAGAGGUUCCCUCAGUACAAGUACAGGGACUUCUACAUUGCAGGAGAGAGUUAUGCAGGACAUUAUGUUCCACAACUAUCCCAGCUCGUUUACAGAAAUAACAAGGGAAUUCAGAAACCCAUAAUUAACUUCAAGGGAUUUAUGGUGGGCAAUGCUGUAACUGAUGACUAUAAUGAUUUUGUGGGAACUUUUGAGUACUUGUGGACUCAUGGAUUGAUAUCUGACAACACUUACCAUCAACUGAACAUAAAAUGUGAUACCCAAGUAUCACAGCAUCCCUCAAAUGAGUGUAAUGAUGUAUAUGAAAUUGCCGAUAAGGAGAUGGGUCAUAUUGAUCCUUACAGUAUUUACACCCCACCGUGCAAUAAUUCUGGGUCUCAAAGAGGCAACCGAAGGGGCCAUUAUCCUUGGUUGGUAAGAGCUUACGAUCCCUGCACUGAGAGCCACUCAAAAAUAUACUACAACCGUCCUGAAGUGCAAAAAGCACUCCACGCAAAUGUUACAGGAAUAAAGUACCCGUGGGAGACAUGCAGUGAUACUGUCGGUAACAACUGGGGAGAUUCUCCAAAAUCCAUGCUUCCUAUUUACAGAGAGCUUAUCGAAGCCGGCACAAGGAUUUGGGUCUUCAGUGGAGAUGCAGACUCAGUAGUUCCUGUAACUGGAACAAGAUACUCUAUCGACGCGCUGAACCUCACAACUCUUGCAAAUUGGCAUCCUUGGUAUGAUCAUGGGCAGGUUGGAGGAUGGAGUCAAAUAUACAAGGGGUUAACGUUGGUAACGGUUAGAGGAGCAGGACAUGAAGUCCCCUUGCAUCGCCCUCGACAAGCUUUGAUUCUCUUCAGACAUUUCUUAUUGAAUAGGCCUAUGCCUACAGGACUUAGCCCAAAUUAGACGAUGUGGGCUAAGAAACGAAGAGAGGCCCAAGACAGCCCUCUCCUCUUUCCAAUCAUAUAUUCUUUCUUUAGGCAUUUUUCUGGGCAAUCUCCAGUCAAUAAAAGUGGAGAAAUCUGUACUUAUAUUGGACUAGCAUGCCACACAUGUGGGUUGCACGUGCCGUACUUUUAAAUAAUACGUUCUAUAUUAUUGAUUCUUAAA
Messenger RNA from Asparagus officinalis (garden asparagus), 1667 nucleotides. RefSeq names its product serine carboxypeptidase-like 27. The transcript is spliced from 9 exons. The record is from RefSeq and is a predicted model, not a curated record. Lineage: Eukaryota; Viridiplantae; Streptophyta; Magnoliopsida; Asparagales; Asparagaceae. Gene Ontology annotation, biological process: proteolysis. Gene Ontology annotation, cellular component: vacuole. The coding region runs from base 96 to 1463 and encodes 455 amino acids. Gene Ontology annotation, molecular function: serine-type carboxypeptidase activity.